GCAGAAAAAGCGGAUGUUGGGACACCUGUAGCUGAAUCCCAUUCCCCUAAAAAGUGAGGUUGGGUUGUUUCACAUCCAUUCAGCAUCCGCCCUGCAGGAGAGGUGCUCCUGUGCCGUCUGAUCUCGAGUGGGGAAGCGCAAAGGUAGACGCCUAAAGCCAUUUACGGACGCAUUAAUAUCUAAGCCGCUCUCUGUGCCUGCUUGCAGACAGGAAGGAGCAUGGAUAGAGAGGAAUUUGCUAUGACUAGUGCGCUGAGGGGAUUUGUAGAGCUGGGGUUUUGCUCCUGUGGAAACUAAGGACAGCGGAGGAAGCUCCGUCACUAACUGCUCGCCAUUUAUCUCCAGGCUGCUUUUGUUUAUUAUUUCCUAUUUCUGGCAUAUAGACUUUUUAUUUAAUUCAUCAUCAUGGGGAAAGAUGAGUGCAAAACAAUGCUGGACGCUUUAAACAAAGUGACCGCCUGCUACAGGCACUUGGUCAUCGCCUUGGGAAGCACUUCGGACUCGCAGAACCUGCGAGAGGAGCUGAAGAAGACCCGCAAAAAGGCCCAGGAGCUGGCCGUGGCCAACAGGACUAAACUGACUUCUCUGCUCAAAGACAAGUCCAUCAGCAAAGAGGACCGGGCAGAGUACGAGCGCCUAUGGGUGCUGUUCUCGAGCAGCAUGGAGCUCCUGGAGGUGGACAUGAAAAGGUCCCUAGAGAUAGGGCAGGAUUUCCCCAUCAAGGUGCCGACGAGGCACUUCAUCCAAACCGGGAUGACCGGUAGCACCACCACCGUGGCGGCCCGGGCCAUGAGCGUGCAGAACAUGAAGUACGAGGCGGACAGCAACAUCGACACGGUGGAUCUCCGGGAGCUUCAGUCCGAGAUCACCCAGGUGAGCCAGAUGAUGGAGGAGAUGGAGAUGAAGGUGCAGGUGGCGCCGUGGGCCGUGGAGGCGAAGCAGGAGGCGGGCGCGGAGCUCAAGUCAAACAUGAGUGUAGGAAAUUCCUCCGUGGGUGUCAUCUCCAUCUGCGAAGAGGAGCCGAAAGAAGAGGAAGGAGGCGGCAGCAGAGACUCUAGCAUUGCCUCGGUCUGCGCUGUGUUUGUAUUCGUUGUCAUCGUUGCGUCCGCUGGGAUUUUAGGAUAUCUGGUCGUCAACAUGUCCUGAAGUGUCUAACAAACAACCCGGACACCAUGCGCUUCAAAAGAGAGAGAACGAGCUUUUUUUGAGGAGCUGGACAUUUGUGGACACGCGAAAUGACUCAUCUUUAUCGGAUUUGUGAAUGUAUUCGGUGGAGUUAAGGAGUUGCACUAGAUAUAAAAUGUAGAACAACACAAUGGACCAUGGGCACCAUUUCAGGUUAAGUAUUUUUAAGGGGCCAAGAGGUCGUGUAUUUUUGGAGAAAAAAAAAGUCAUGAAAUUACGUGACACUGUCUGGCUAUCAGGUUGAUGCAUACAACACGUAAUCCAAGUGGAUUAGUAGGAAAGCUCAAGCGUAAAUGUAGCCUACUGUUAAGUAUUCCCCUUAAUGUUCUGCAGAUUGAUGCUUUAAAUGUAUCAUUUCAAUUCCAAAGUCAGGGGGCAUAGUCAGAGAAGGGUCAUGAUGUAUGGAAACUAAUAGAGCCAGUAUUCCGGUUGGAUGUGAUAAAAUCUGCACUGUUCCACACCCUUAAGCACAGUUUUAAUACUUCAUAAAUUCUGUACAGCAAGGUUUUUAGUAGGCCUGCAUCUUACUUCAUUGCAUCAAAUCACAAUGUGCUUCAUGAAACGUAAGUACAAGAGGGAUCCACAGUCUUUUAAUAAUGCACCUGUUCACUGUAAGCCUGUCCAUGUUCUUUUUCAGGGUUUUCUUGCAAACAGUCUUGAAUGUAUGCAUUGCAACAUGUGAAUAGAAGGGUUUUUCACAACCUACAGACUUUGGUGUCAGAUA
This is a messenger RNA of Notothenia coriiceps (black rockcod), 1909 nucleotides long. RefSeq names its product regulator of G protein signaling 9 binding protein. The transcript has a single exon. The record is from RefSeq and is a predicted model, not a curated record. Bases 406 to 1146 code for a protein of 246 amino acids. Lineage: Eukaryota; Metazoa; Chordata; Actinopteri; Perciformes; Nototheniidae.